Neltuma alba is the source of this 1269-nucleotide messenger RNA. Its product is annotated as probable phosphopantothenoylcysteine decarboxylase. The transcript has 4 exons. NCBI's taxonomy places the organism in Eukaryota, Viridiplantae, Streptophyta, Magnoliopsida, Fabales, Fabaceae. The record is from RefSeq and is a predicted model, not a curated record. Gene Ontology annotation, molecular function: phosphopantothenoylcysteine decarboxylase activity; FMN binding. Gene Ontology annotation, cellular component: phosphopantothenoylcysteine decarboxylase complex. Gene Ontology annotation, biological process: coenzyme A biosynthetic process. The coding region runs from base 365 to 997 and encodes 210 amino acids.
CGAGCAGUAAUCGCACGCCAUUUUCAGUUCUUCGCUCUCACAUUCGUCAAUCUCACACUCAUUAUAUCUCCCCCUAAUUUCGCUCUCUCGUUCGGCCAUCACCCUAUUUCUCCGUCGGUGGAGCUCUCUCGUUUGUGCCGCCCUAAUCUCUCAGAUCAGUUGCACUCCCUAAGCUACCAGACAUCUCGCGUCAUCCGUGGUGCUCUCUCAUUGGGUGCAGAAGUAAAGAUUAAGGGACUGUUGUUGCCCUGUAAUUCUGUUUGCCAUUCUUGGCUGAAGAAGAAGAGAAUAUCAGUGGUCUUUCGAGUAAGUUGAGACACCUGUUUUCAAUCCUCAACCUAGGAGAAUUUUUAAAAUCUGUGUGAUGGCCUGCUCAGAGCCUCCAAACGCAUUGGAGUUCAUGCAAGUAAAUGCUGGCCCUAGGAAGCCCCGGAUUCUUCUUGCUGCAAGUGGAAGUGUUGCUGCAAUAAAGUUUGCAAAUCUCUGUCAUUGUUUCUGUGAAUGGGCAGAAGUAAAAGGAGUUGCCACAGCAGCAUCUUUGCAUUUCAUUGAUAGAACAGCUAUUCCCAAGGAUGUGACCUUGUAUACUGAUGAGGAUGAAUGGUCUAGCUGGAAAAAGCUAGGUGAUAGUGUGCUUCACAUUGAGCUUCGUAGAUGGGCUGAUAUCAUGGUGAUUGCUCCUUUAUCAGCAAAUACUCUAGCCAAGAUUGCUGGAGGGUUGUGUGACAAUCUAUUGACAUGUGUUGUAAGAGCAUGGGACUACAACAAGCCCCUCUUUGUUGCACCAGCCAUGAACACUUUUAUGUGGAACAAUCCUUUCACAGAAAGGCAUCUCAUCGCCAUUGAUGAACUUGGCAUUAAUCUUAUCCCGCCUGUUACAAAGAGGUUAGCUUGUGGGGAUUAUGGGAAUGGUGCAAUGGCUGAAUCUUCUACCAUUUUUUCAACUGUAAGACUCUUUUUUGAGUCAAAGGCUCAUCAAGGUAAUGACAAUAUUUGAUGACCAUGACACUAUCUGUAAUGAUGCUUCGGCAGGAUUUGUUUGUUUGAUGUCGUAAAUCUUGCAUUAGUUUCAUCAUUAUUGUUUUUAGUGAUUGUGAUUCCCUGUAUUUAGAAUGAUCGAUGUUGUUGUGUAUUACUCUGUAGUACGGGUUUUAUGUCUCCCUCAAUAUUGCCACUCGAUUUGUAUGAUAUUUGGAGUACAAGCUCAUGUAUCAUCAAUAUGUCACUAUUUGCUUUGAAAUCUCAGUAAACCUGUUCGUAGAAUGACCA